Molecule: messenger RNA, 25481 nt
Organism: Porites lobata
Lineage: Eukaryota; Metazoa; Cnidaria; Anthozoa; Scleractinia; Poritidae
Source: the annotation of a GenBank genome assembly
CUCUGUCUGCAAAGGAUGCAACGAGUUUUUACCAAAAGGGUAAGUUUUCUUGAGUUGAGUACUUUAAACUGUACGCUCAGCUUUUUUAAAUCACUCUUUCUUGGCAUUGUUCUCCCCAGUUUUUCGAUCCGCACCUCCGGUGGAUCGUGAUCUGAACCGGUCUCUCUACCGUUUCAUGUAAACUUUGGCCGGGGAAACUAUUUUGAAGUUGUACUUUUUAUUGAUUUCCUUUCCUUUCCUUGCUACAGUAGUUUUCUAGUCAAAUAUUACUGCUCUCAUAGGAUUUUUCACGACGGGAAAUCAUCUUUCUCUUUUAAGACUUUGAUCAAGUUAUAUCAGAUAUUAACCUUGUGAGCUUAUAUUUAAUACAAGCUUAUUACUACGUAAGAUUUCUUAUAAGCACACUUAUAUUGGUCAAGAUUGCCGCCAAGCAAUGUGAAAUUUGCUUUUAGACGUAAAACGAACUUAUGUUCAUAAGCUGGAGGUUGUGUUAAUACAAGUUUCCCCUUCCUUACCCCUACCCCCUCCACUUCUCUUAAUGAACCAAACUGAGUACAUUUGGGAUCCUUACAAGAGGUAUGGAUUUUGAUUUAUUUGCUUUGUAAAUGGGUUAAUUUAGGGAUUUGUAUUUAAAGGUGGUAUUAAAUCAAAUUUGCCUUACUGUGUGCAGUCAAAACUUUUUUCAAGCAACUGCCAUGAACGAAUGGACAGUGGUCACUUUCAGAGAGACAACCUACAAGAGCAGGGACGGCGGAGCGUACUUUGUAUUGGGGGUGGCUAACAAGCAAGCGCAGGAGACGCUCACUUGUAGGGGGUUCGAGGGGAAUCUCUGCCAGAAAAUUUUGAAAUCUUGAAGCUCGGAAAUGCUACUUUCAGUAUUCUCAACGAGAUAUCAAAAAAUGAAAUGACAGAUGUUUAACUUCUUAUUUGUUACCUGAUACAUAUAUAACUUAAUACAUAUAUCCUAGCCUCAUGUAUAUUCCGGCCACAGUGCGUACACUAAAUUGUUUCAUUACAAAUGCUCGACGUGUGUAGCAAGAGGGAGAAUGUUCAAAAUUAGUGGUGUAAAAUUUCUUGUGUUACAUUAAGAUGCUAAUCUUGACAGCAUAUGACAAAUUUCAACUAUAAAACAAAUUGCAAAGUUUUGAAAAAUCGAAGAGUGAAGGGCUAAUGCAAAAUCGCCCGCGAGAAAGGGCAAUGUGAUUUUCCUAACUCGUCCCUAGUCAUCUUUCGUCUUUAUUCACAAGCUAAAUUGUGAGAAUACUAAGGGAAAAGAACAAGUUGAUAGGCUAAAGUCAAUUUCCUGGAACAAUGCAUGUACAGUAACAGCAAGGGAAAACAACAAGUUCAACGGCUGAAGUCAGCAGUAGUAAAUUUGCCAAAAUUCCUUUCAUGAUUUUCGUUCAGGGAUACAGAUGAAUUUGCCACAGAAACUAAACAAAGCUUAUCAGCUCUAUCUUUAUGUGUGUUUAAAAUCACGAGAUGGUUGAGCCGUGCUUCUGUUUUGUUUUUCCUUCUGUUAGUUUUCUUUUUUCAUGUUUAAUGGGCUUUUUAAUUAUUUUUAAUUUUUUAUUUAUUUUUUGCUUGAAAUUGGAGGGCUAAAGCCCCCUCAGCCUCCCAGCUCCACCGUCUCUGGAGAGGCUGUGUUUAUGAUGCAAAGAAGGUUCAAGAAAUGACAAAUUCAUUUGAUCUGGGGUAUCCUAAUUUCUAAUGCAGAGACUCGCUAUUGUUCCCCCAACUUUUCGUAAGAUGCUUACAAGACAAGCCGUCUUUGGUUAAUUGUUUUCCAGAAGACCUGCAUAUUUGUUCAAGAAAUCAUAUUAUGAGGGUCUCAAUGGGGUUAAACGAUAGGCGUAAAACGGCCAAAAAUUUAGUCGAUAGCCGUAAAAAUUUAAAAAUUUUAACCGUUAGCCGUAAAUAGAGUAAAAAAGAGUUAACCGUAAAAGAAAUUGUUCCCUAGAUUUGUUAAUUUUAAGGAAGGUGCUAAACGCGCUUAUGGUUGCGUUUUUUAUUUCCCGGCUACUUUUGACUCCGUACGCACGUUAGACCAAGUGCCUUUUAGGUGUUGACCUAGACCUAGGCUCCAUUUCCGCCGCUCUCUCGAAUAAUCAAGUUUUUUCCAUAGCAAAAAUCUGGCUUCUUGCUGGGGAUUAAUAUUUGUGAUUUUCAGGAGGUCAUGCCCUCUAAAUACUGGUGAAUCAACACGCAGAGAUGUCACUGUUUCAUAAAACACGUUGCCGAUAAACAACAAUUCUGUGUUUUUCUCUGACGCAACAGUAGACAUUGCCAUGCCUAUUCUUUGUACGGCGUCUGCCCACGCAAUCCUGAGAAAAAACACUCAUUUGGACCACGUGACCUAAAGCGCAUUAGCAGCGCGGAAUAAUGAGGCCUAUGGACAAGGCAAACGGCAGAGUCGUUCUGUACAGUCCUUCGCUACCGGACACGGGAAUUUUGUUAUUGGCAGUUUUAACACUAGAGUUAGAAAUGGAUUAUCCGUCUGAGACUAGCCUGUGUACAGUCGCCACCUCCCCCACAGACACCCCUCCUCCGAUUUUUUCUGAUUCUGAGGGAAGGGGGCAGCUGUACACAGGCUAUCUGAAAUGGAUAAUCCAUCUUCAAACUGUCGGUCAAAAUUGACGGAUAAAGUCAGGCGAAGGAUAACCUGUGUCACACGAAUAAUCCAUCUCUAGUGUGAAAACGGGUUAUAAAUGAAUGUCGCGCCCCGGCCUUGAGUUGGGCGUUCAUGUGUCUGCUUUUACUUUUUCACAAAGAUUUGUCAAUUGACUUUUGACAUUUCUAUGCGUAAAAUAAUAUUAGAGGUGAAAUACUUUAUAAAAAGUAUGAUCUAUCAAAUGUUAAAAUUUUUCAAAAGAAUAGCUUAUUUAAUCCUGAGAUGAUCCUAAGACCUUUAUUUUACUUUAAAGAUAAAAAAAUACAGGUUUAGUAAUAUUUAACUCUUUGAAACAAAAGAAAUUAAUUUUUAACUUUUUUGUUAACCGUAACUGGAAAAAAUUAACCGAUAGCCGUAAAAGAGCCAAAAUUUUAGCCGAUAACCAUAAAAGCCACCACUCCACUGAGACCCUCUAUUAUUGCAGGCUUGUUGGAAGGAGCAGUGAAAGGGGUGCAUACAUACCCUCCAUAUGGCCUGCUGAGGUCCACCUGUUGGUCACAGAUUAGUCAUUAGUCACCUGCAGGAGUUGAAGAUGCAUAAGUGGGAAAAAUUGACCACCACAGACUUGGCAAUUUUAGCAAAUUUGUCUGAAAGCAACCAACCUAGCUAUCAGUAACAAUUUCCUAAUGACAAAACAUUUUUGUUCCAGGCUUUGUUUUCUGUGAGGGCAGCAGUUUAUCAUGGACGACUAUUUUCUACAUCAUAUGCACUUGCGCAAAAGGUAAAGCAUUAUUCUGUUAGCUUUUACAUGUAAGAAUUUAUCAUUAUUUGUAUACUGUAGACUUGUAAUGUUGCCACAAAAUCCAGCUUGAACUUCAGAUCUGGCCCCAGUUGGGGCCUGUAGGUUAUGGCCUUUGCAUUCCAUUGUUGCCUUCCUUCCAAGGUGUCCUUUAUCCAGGUCUAUAACUCCCCAUUUUACACAAGUACGGUCUAAUUUUUGAACAGAUGAAAACCUGCACAGAUCCGCAUUUUGUUUACACAGGACCCGUAGAACUAUGCAACUCUUUGAACAGCUAACAGUACUGCAAUUUGUAACAUAAUUUGCUCAGUUCCAUGUAAAUGGGUUGCAUGUGUAAAAAUUAGUCCAUUCAAAAAUUUGUCCAGACCUGUCUAAACAGGUUCUAAAUGAGUUCUAGCAACAUACUGCGUGGGGUAGCACUGUGAUAGACUAGCAUCCUUUCCAGGCUGAAACACUCCUAGUACACCUACUCGAAAUGUUUUACAACUUAGGUAGGAUAAUGAGAGUUACAAGUGGCAAAGCCUUAUUUAACAGAUGGUAAAUGGCUCAGCAUUUACUAUUGAGUUAUAGUUGAAUGCAGGAGGUUGCUGAGCACAAAUGAAGUGUAAGAGUCGCCAAGUGCAACUCUAGCUUCUUGAGGAAAUUUUCUCUAACUUCUUAGGAUAUCAAAUUAAUGAUGAGGCCCGAGUGACGCAUAGGGCUUUAAGCACACACUAGCUUUUGUCACCAUUCACCCAUGGGCAAAUGAUAAAUGGAUAGUGGACCAAUUAGAGCACAUGCUUUUCUUUUGUUGUGUCAAAACUUGUGUGGUUGUUGUUUAAUAUUAUUACACCUAAAAUGUCAAGAAAAGUUGCAAGUAGUCCGCUUGAAUUGGAAAAAAUGCUGGCUCCUGGAUCAUGUUGACUGGGCUGUGAUUUCUGCCUCUUGCUUUAGAAACUAGGUUUUAAGCUCUGGCCAUUUUGGCCUCCUUGGCUGGAGUGUGGCUUGUGGUUAUGCCUGAAUGAUGGAAAAUGUAUGUUAAAAAAUUAUUAUUUUUCCUUAGGUGCCCCUAAGUAAAUUUGAAUCAGACAAGUAUCUGAACUAUCAGCACUUGGAAGACAAUUUGAAAGUAGUGCGAGACAGGUGAGAAGUUAAGAAACUAAUAGGCCCGUUUCAAACGUCGUGCUACUGCCGUGCGGAACUCAAUUGAUCGAAUUAAAUUCGGCUUAAGCACGGCAGUAGCGCGACGUUUGAAACCAAGUCGUGCUACUGCCAUGUAGCAUGGCAAGCCUUGCCAUACUACCGCCAUGCCGAACUCAAUUCAUGAAUUAUAAAUACAUUAGAAUAUAUUUAAAAGUUUGCUAAACCGUUUCUUUAUUUUUGUGGUUUGUUUUUGGCAACAGCCAUUCCAUUUGACUGUCAUUGUAUGAAUUAAAUUUGACGUUUGAAACCAAGUUGUGCUAAUGUCGUGCUGCAGUCGAGCUACAGUUGACCCAGCUUAGCACGGCAGUAGCACGACGUUUGAAACUGGCCUUAGUACAGAACACACUGCACAAGUAAGACCAAAACAAAAACAUCUUAAAAUGUAAGUGGAGAAUCCCAUGUGCAUCAUUUGUUAAACUUGUGUGCAUACAGCAAUAUUGUAUAAAACAGUGGAUAACAAUGUAGCAAUAACCAUUUUCUUGCAGGCUAAACAGGCCAUUAACGCUUUCUGAGAAAAUUCUGUACUCUCAUUUGGAUGACCCAGUAAAUCAGGUACAUUUAACUUCUGCAUAGUCAUUGCCAAUGCACACUGUAACUAAAUAUUAGCAAUCUGAUGGUUGCCUCACAUAAAAUAAUAUAGCUAGGCAGUGACAGUGCCUUUACAGGGAUGGUAAAACACUGUUGCUGAUAGAUGAUUCUAACCUAGGUUGAUUCUAAAUUUCCUGUGUCAGACUCCUAGCCCUAAUUGGUGAUGAUCAUGAAUAAUGAGGGCUAGGAAACGAAGUAAAUUCAGAAUCAGCCUAGGUUAAAACUGGUUUAACCUGGGUUCCAUGUUAACCCAUGUUAACCCAUUCUAACUGUGCACACAUUCUUGAGAGCCUUUUCUUCUUUCAUACAGGAUAUAGAGCGAGGUGUGUCAUACUUAAAGCUCAGACCAGAUCGAGUGGCAAUGCAAGAUGCUACUGCCCAGGUGCAUUAUAUUUAGCAAUAAUUCCUCUCUUUGGUGUCUUACAUGUUAUGGUCUCUCUAUGUGUUUACCAUAUAUAGUAAUUACAUGCGAAUGCAUAAAUUCAAUAAAACGUGUUUGUAGUGAACCGCCAUGUUGUCCGGGUGUGUUCUCGGAUCUCUCGUCAGUACAUGACGUUACACAUAUGAGAAAAUCAGCCCCUGGUCAAAGUGUUUUUAAGAGUACAUGUAGAUUGAAAGGUGGCCGGCAAAGAAAGGUGUGACCGAUAGCCUGGGCUAGUGAUAUUGCGAUCUUAACUUACCCUGCAGGCAAGUGAAGUUUUGUCGGGAAUUUAAGUUACAGAAGAACUGUAAGCACUCCUGGAAAUGAAUUUUUUUUUUUUUUUUGCAGGGGGGCAGAGGGGGGGGGAAGGGGAGCUAGUUGAAAUGAAUUUUGCGCUUAAACAUACUAGCUACAGCUUGCUGGUGUGGGAAGCUGUUAAACUGACUGCCUUUGCACCCAGUUGAGAGGGUCAAGGAACUAACCAGCUUGUCAAUGGCACUUUGCUCAAGGACCCAGCUCAGUGGUUAGAGCGUCCCACCAGUAUAUAGAGCAGGGCUCUAGAGGGACAGGCCUGUCUGGGAAAUGUUUCAAAUUUUCAUGCUAGAAGUGUCUGAUGGGAUGUUGUUUCUAAUGUUACAGCACAUUUUGAUUGACAAUUAAAGUCAAUUUAGAAACUUAUCAGUACAUCUAUUACUAAAUCAUGUUAUUUGUCUAAGUUUUAUUCAAAAUAUAACAAAAUAGAAAUAGACAUAAAUUUCUUUUGUAAAUGAAGGAGGUGGUCAAGAUUUAGGAAGAGUUGACUCAUUCAUCCAUCAAAUUCUUAGUGUGCUGUAAACUUAACUAAUGUAGUGUGUCAUUUUUGUUACAGAUGGCAAUGCUUCAGUUCAUUUCUAGUGGCCUUCCAAAGGUGAGAGUUAGUGGUUUCAGUUUCAUUAAUGGAUACAGGAUCUAUUAAUUUAACUCUCUUUAUAUUUUACCUAAAACUGCAUUAUUGUUUUAUUGCUGCAGUAGAUUUUUCUUCAGCAAGUCCUGUUAUUAGAAUGUCUGAUGGGAUAAGGUCCUUCAUUAAGUCAAGGUUCUUUUUUUGCCUAUAAUGCACAUGCAGUUCUAUGCCCACUUGUUUUUCUUUGUUCAGUAACAUAAUGAAGAGACUGAGUUGUGGAAUGCGAUGACAAGUUUGAGCUAGUUAUAUGCUGGGGUAGCUUCUGACUGGUUCAAUGUCAGUGGAGUAGAGAGGCCAUUUCAUACUACAAAAUCAGUAUGGGCCACAUGUAACUUAUUGAUGAGUGGACUACCUGUGCCAUUUAUGUGCACAUGGGUUAUCUGUACUGUGUUGGCUUUCUGUGAUUUGACAUUCCUUUCAGUGUAGGUGAUUUAUGAGUAAUGGGUGGGCUACCUACAGUAUGUCGAGGCCCUAUGACAUCACCAGCGUGCAAAGAAAGUGGUGUCUGAUAGCCUGGGGCUAGUAAAUUCUGUUCUUAACUUGCCUGAUCGACAGGUAAUUUUUUGGGGGAAUUUAAAUUACAGAAGAAAUGUAAUCAAUCCUGGUCAUCGAAUCUUUUUCAGGCUAGUUGAAAUGACUUUCGGGCUAGUACAUGCUAGCUACAGCUUGCCUGAAUGGCAAGCUGUAAAACUGACUUUCUUUGCACCCUGAUCACUGCAUCUUAAAUGUUGAUUACACAGGUUGCAGUUCCCACAACCAUCCACUGCGAUCACUUAAUAGAAGCCCAGAUUGGAGGAGAGCAGGAUUUAAAGAGGGCUAAAGACAUCAAUGAAGAAGUAUACAACUUCUUAGCAACAGCAUCUUCGAAGUAUGGUGUUGGCUUUUGGAAACCUGGUAGUGGAAUUAUUCAUCAAAUAGUGCUGGAGAACUAUGGGUUUCCUGGUGUCCUGUUGAUUGGCACUGAUAGCCACACACCAAAUGGAGGUAAGUAUUUUUGUUAUCUAUGGUGAAUAAUAAUUAUAUGAAUUUCAUAUAUUGGAACGAAAGAAUAAAGAAAUAAAUGCCAAGAAGAUCAUCACAGUUUAAAAAUAAAUGUAACUUUAUACAGUUGUGAAAAGAAGGCCACUAGAAAAAAAAAUUGGGCUUGCUGGGAUUCGAACUCUGCAUGACGUCUUUAACUGUGUCGAUCUUCUUUGCACUUGAAAGUAAUGAAAUUAUCUUACCUGUGAAAUAAUAACAGCACUGAUCCAUGGGCAGCUUUCAUUUUUUCUCUGGGAUUUCAUCAGCACUCACAACCAUGUAGCCAAAGCAAAACACAGGUCAAUCCUAAAGCUUUCAAGUCCAGAUUUUCUCAUAACACAGUAAGACCCACUCUCAAAUCCUCAUUUCUCUAGCACCAAGAGUUAUUGUUUCAAAAGCAAAUAAAAUUUCUGUUGUUUUUCUGUCAUUCCUUUACCUGGUUUAUUUCGGCUCUCAACUUCUUGUUCUCUUGCCAUGAAAGCAUUUAAGUAAACUUCAAGUUUUUACUUUCUCAUGGCAAACCAUUGAUCAAUUUUUGGAUACAGUUCUUAGUCACCCUGGGAUAUUUUUAAAUACUGUAAAUCUCACUCAUGACAAUGAUGACACAUGACUAAGGGUGCAUUCCUUUGAGAUGAUCCAGAUCAAGAUCAGUGAUCCGAGAUCGCUCGCAUCAUGGUAGAUCAAAUGAACUGAUGAAUCCACUCCACUACCACUACCAUCCACUCCACUACCAUGAUCCGAGUGAUCUCGGAUCACUGAUCCUGAUCCGGAUAAUCCCAAAGGAACGCAUCCUAAAUCAUUAACAUUUUAUUAAAUCUUUAUUGACUGUAGGUGAUAAAUUUGUCAUCGAGCUAUUGUGACACUGAUUGAGCAUAAAUAAUAAUAAAUUCUCCUGUUGGUGGUUGUUAAUUAUUAGUAUUAAUUAAGAAUUAAUCAUUAAUGCUUGUUAUACUCUACCUGCUGCCUUCCUUUAGGUGGUCUUGGUGGACUCUGUAUUGGUGUGGGUGGAGCAGACGCUGUAGACGUCAUGGCUGAUAUUCCCUGGGAGCUCAAAUGUCCAAAGGUGAACAUUACAAUGUACUUUAACAAUUAUUGGUGAGGUUUUUAUGAUAUCCAGAAUAAUCAAGGUCAAGGUAGGGGUUGGCUGAGGCUGAUAACUGAGACCUUGAUUAUUCUGGAUAUCAUAAGAACCGAAUAUAGUAAUUGUUUUAUUAUACAUUGAACAAAUUCUUCUUUUCUGGCUUUGACAUAAAAUGUACAUUUUCAAAGUUCGUGCCAACUCUUUCUUCUCCUCAGGUUCUCUCAGUUUUUUCUCUUUCACAGCAAACAGCUCGUUUGCCACCUUUGUUGACCUGUUUGUGUUUUGUGAGUCCUUAUCUUCAACUAUUUUUUCCAUGACUUGCUCGGUCAACGAAGCAAACCUGGAAGUCAUGUUUUUGCUUCUUCACUGAUGGCAAGCAACACAAAGCGUGCAAACUUGACAUGAUUACCCUUAGAAAUCAUGCACCGCAGUCAUACAUGACAUGAUAACCUGUGACCUUAAGUGUCCUUGACAUGAUUAUUGUAUAAUCUGCAGCUAGAUGACGUCUCAGGCACUGAUUUCGAAAAUUCACUGUACGCUUUCGGCCAAUCAGAAAAGAGAUACUGAGUUCAAUGUAUAAUAAAAAGUAGUAACAGGGUUACGGGGGAUUUACAGAAGACUCCAAGGAUGUGCAGCAUAUAAAUGUUUGCUAGAAACUGAUGCGUGUGAAAUGACCCCCUCCUACCCCUAUCAUGAAGAGAGGCCCACUGGCUAAUCUUGUCCCUUUAAGGCUGCUUUUCCCUUCCUUGAAGGUGAUUGCCUGAGAGGUUUGACUUGGUUAGCAUUAGAUAACAUCAGGUGAAGCCAGAUUAGACACCUUAUGAGGUUUACACUAAUGAAUUUUUCUCUUAAUGUAAGGAGACUGGAACAGAACCCCACUAACCUUGUCGAAUACAGCUAAAAAAGACAAAACUGCAGAGCGACGGUUAUGGAGAGAAUAUACUAGAGAGUUAGGCACUGAUCUGGAGUGAUUAGGGUUAAGCACUGAAGUGGAAAUGGUCAGCUUUCUAUUUUAUAUUAUAUUAUGCACAUGUUCUUCAUUUAAUUUUACUGAAAGAAACAAUCUGGUUUCAGCUGAUGUUACCUGAUGCUAACCGUUUGACUUUGUUUUCUGAAAGAGGAGGGGAAAGCUAUUCAUAUUUAGGAAAUGGAAUUCAUAGUUUUAGGAAAUUGAAUUUUGACUAAUAUCUGGUGAUUUGGCGAUGAAUUUAUGCAGUGGGGGUGUGGAGGAGGGGAUAGAUGGCACUGGGAACCCCCUAGGAUUUCAUGGCAGACAUUCCUUGUCAAUUAAAAAAUCUAAUUUGGAUUUAAAAAAUCCCAGUCCUGAUAGCCUUGGUUUUGUAGGAAUUCAGUCAAAGUAUGUAGUUUAUAUAGUAUUAAUUCACUUCUAAUUUCCUGUAUAAUAAUUGUCCUGUGUUUAUAUGAACAGGUUAUAGGUGUCAAACUUACUGGAGAUUUGAAGGGUUGGACAUCACCAAAAGGUAAUUGUAUUUUCAACUGUUUCUUGUCUUUCUACAUGUUUCUGAAUAUGUUUUGUGGCAAAGUUAGCUUAUGUUGUUGUCCUUUCGUUUACAGAUGUUAUCCUUAAAGUUGCUGAUAUUUUAACAGUGAAAGGAGGAACUGGGGCUAUUGUGGAAUAUUUUGGACCUGGAGUGGAUUCCAUUUCAUGCACAGGUAAAUGUUCUAGAUGCUAAUCAAAGCUUGGACACUGAAUAGUGAGUUAAAGGAACAACAGUUUUGAGCAACACUCCUCAACCGGAAAUGGACUUUUUGCUUUCUUGGACCGUGAUUGUGACCAAAUUAUCAGGCAAAUCAUCUUCAUGAGAGUAAAGACCGUAAGCAAUACAAAUUUAGUAGUAUCAAGGGAUAUUGGGAGGGAAAUGGACUAACUUCUGGUUGAUGUUCAUUGCUCAAAAAUUCUUUGCUUAUUAAGCUGCCUAAUGUAACAUUCAGGGUUGUCAAAAGUAGCCGGCUGCCAGUGAAAAUCGCUGCCUACUUGGUUAGUAUCAGCCGGCUACUCUGCUUAGCAUUUCUUUACGGAUGGCGUUUUUGGAAUAAAAUAUCUCUGGACUGGCCGCUUACUUUGACAACUCAGCCAUCUACAUGUACUUCAAAGCUUUCUGACAACCCUGAACAUUGCUUGCCCUGCUGAACUUGUGAUAUAUAAAUUUUAGGAAUGGGAACCAUUUGUAACAUGGGUGCAGAAAUUGGUGCCACCACCUCAGUCUUCCCUUACAAUUACAGAAUGGAAAAGUACCUCAACGCAACUGGACGUGAACAGAUUGCUGAGCUUGCGAACAAGCAUGCUGAUUUCCUUCAAUCUGAUAAUGGUGCAGACUAUGAUCAGGUUAUUGAAAUCAAUCUCAGUGAGGUGAGCUUUCUACACUAAAUGUACAUUUACUGCGUUAACAUCAUUGUUGUGUUGAAGAAAAGCACAGUGAACGGUAUGCCCAAGCAUAAAACAUAAUGCACUGUGAGGUACAUGAGCAGACCAUUAUUUGUAGGCAGUUGUUUACAGGUCACGUGGUGGGCUCUUGGCCAAUGAAAAGAUAGAAAAAUUUGCUUCGAAUGAUAAUAAAAUUUAUUUUAUCAUUAUGAGGGGAACAAUGUUUGUAAUGUCCAUCACAGUGUGGUUUUUCAAAACUCAAUAAUUCUAUGACAAAGAAAAUGUUCUUGCAUUAUGAAGUACGCUGUCAGACAUCAGGGGCACCCAACGGCAAUUUUCGGGAAAAUAUCUGUUCGGAAGACGAUUUUAGAACUAGAAUUUUCGGAACAUUUGUUGUAAAAUUUCUUGCUCGCCUACCUCUCCUAGGAUUUAUGAACAUCUACAAAAUGGUAUAAUUACCCAUUUUAAACGGAUAUUUACCCUAAAAAAGGCCACCUAGAAUUUUCGGGAGCCUUUUCCUGGCUGAAAUUUUCGAAAAGGUGAGUUUUGAUCCCUAUAAUUUUCGGAUCACUAGACUUUCAGCUAGGAAAUCCGAACAGAUGAAAAGUUUUUAGGGGAUAAAAAUAUGCCUAUAUCUACCGUUUAAAUACUAAAAUACUAUUAUCCUUGUUGGGUGCCCCUGAGACAUGAAUAAUACCCAAUAAAUGCAGUUAUAGUUCUGAAAGAUUUUUUUAUGAGGAUGAUACAGGAGGGUUAUCACUGUGUUCCUAAUGUUAUUGCUUUCUUUUUUAGCUUGAGCCUCAUGUAAAUGGACCAUUUACCCCAGACCUGGCUCAUCCCAUCUCUAAACUAGGUGCAACAGCAAAAGAGAAGGGCUGGCCAAUGGAUAUUAGAGUGGGUGGGUACAACUACUUCUUUAGUUUACUGACCCUCUUAUCUGUUCCUCUGGUCAGUAUUAAAAUGCUUUUAGUUGUAAAACUCUUUUAUUUCCUAAAGUGUCAGAAGUGAUAUAUUGAAAAAUGAGUGCGAGUGCUUCAUCAGGGUAUCCAGACACCAAGAAACAGAUGAAAGCACGGACGCCUUGUGCUUUUAUUGUUUCGAAGUGUCUGGAUACCCUGAUGAAGCAGGAAGCUUGAGUAUUUGAUAAACUACAUCUAAAAAUUUCAUUUUUUAAAAUAAUUUAAUUCCACUGCAAUUAAAAUGAAUACCUGUGGCACAAACGUUAAAAACCUUGUGCUCAGGAUUCAGUCAUAAUAAUAUUAUUUACUGGUGGCCAGCAGAUAUUUUCAAAACUCAUUUAUGUGACCUUGGAGCUGGAGGGUGCUCAUACACCUGAGCCCUGGUUAAAAAAAUUAAUGCUGGACAGUACAGGGUCAGUGAAUGCCUAUUUUGGACAAAUAUGUACAGGGUCAGUGAAUGCCUAUUUUUUCAACAUAAAUAAGGUGUAGAGCUUAUGACAGGGUUAUAAGGAUGUAGCUAAGAAAAUGAUAAGCAGGCUUUUUUUUCUUAGUCUUGCCUGCUGUUUUACUCUUCUGCAUCUCUAAAAUUCCCAGACGUCUUUGUUUUCCUUUCAAUUUGAACUGGUGAUAAGCUCUUCUUCAACCAGAGAAAUUACCUGGUAGCUGGGUCUUAGCAACAUCCCUGGAGUUAGUUUGUAGAGUGCUGGUCUGUUGAACAGCAAGUUUAUCCCCUGGUACAACACCAUUUCUAUGGUUUUUAAAAUAAAUGGAAGCAGAAGGUAAAUGUACCAUCCUUGUUCCCAAAUGGCUCAACCCAGUUCCUUCAAUAAAUUAAUUUACUUGCCAAAUAUAUUGACACUUAAAUAAACUGUUUUUACAGGUCUAAUUGGCAGCUGUACCAACAGCAGUUAUGAAGACAUGACCAGGGCAGCAAGUAUUGCUAAACAAGCCCUAAAGCAUGGACUUAAAUCCAGGUACUGUGAACAAAGUGAACAGGUAGAUCACUGUCUCCCAGAUGAAUUCUGAAAGAUUACAUGCAGUUCCUUAGCUGACUUUUGUUAAAGUUGGUUCAAUAAAAAUGGUAUUGUUAACUGGACUUUUUAUUGAGAAGACAAGAGCAUCAGUAAGUCCCAAACUGUUCUUCCCAUAUACCGGUAUUCUAUACCAAGUGGACACCUCUGUUAUUGCUUUGUCUCCUAAUAGUGGUCAAAGGAAACAAAAGGACCAAAAUAAUCAAUAAUUAAAAAAAAAAGGUCCUGCAAGAUAAAUAGUACCAUGCAAAAUUUUUGCCAAAGAUUUUCAGUUGAACUGUAAGAUUAAAGGGGAUGGAAGACAUGAGUCUCUACAUUGAGCAUAAAAUUCCUCAGUGGGUUGAGCAAUGUUUAAAUACUCACCCCAUCGUCACAAUCCUUUGCUGGAAAGUUGUAUUAUUGGGCUGUGCUCAAGCAGAGCAGUGCUAUGUGGCACCUUGUGACAAGGAAAUCAUAUCUGAACUUCACAAUUAAAAUGCUUGUCACUGUAGAUAGAUUUCAUAAGUUCAGAGCUCCUGAGCUCCCUACUGUGAUUUAUUUUUUUCAAGUACAUCCUUUGCUCACUACACAGACAAGGCAAGGGAGUUGCAAGGAAAAAGGUUUUGGGAAGAAGUAUAGAAUAUGGAAACCCCAUUCAACUAUCACUCUGUACCUGUAUAAUCUACUGUUGUUAAUUGAAGUAUGUAUCUUUCUUCUUAAGGUCAAUGUAUACAGUUACUCCUGGAUCAGAGCAAAUUCGUGCUACUAUCGAAAGAGAUGGAAUUGUAAGUUAUUAUAAUGCUGAAAUUUUUUAUUUCCAGUUAAAUAAUUCCUGUUGUAAGACCUUACAACAUGAUAACAGUCUGUAUAAUAGUGGGUCUCUCAAAACUCAUGUCUUAGUUACUUAAUGUCUCCAUGAUUUUACAAAAUUAGUCACUACAGAUUUACUUGUAGCUACUUUGAUAAAAAUUACUCUGACAACAUCAGAAACCUGUAUAUUUUUCUUAGCUAAUUUUUACUUCCUUGUUUUAUUUUAAUUUUAUGUAGUUACUUUACAGAUCAAUUCUGUGUAAAUCAUGUUGUUUUCUUACUGACUGUGUCUAUUUUCAUAUUUUCAUCAGGCAGAAACCUUGAGAGAAUUUGGAGGAACAGUUUUGGCAAAUGCCUGUGGACCUUGCAUUGGUCAGUGGGACAGGUCAGGAGAAAUUUCCCUUUUCCUCUUCUCUCUUUGCCAUCAGUGGAUGUAACGUUUGAACACAUCACCUAAUCCAACAGUAAACAGUAGAGGAAAGGGUCUAAUAAUCUUUUGUCUUCACUUUUAUCACAAUUUUGCUAUGCACUUAUGUGUUUUAGCCCAGUGCAAACAUCGAUCUUUGCAUGUACCAAACUUAAUACCUGUUUUGGUCAACCCAAAUGAUUUGAAUUUGAUGGUUGAUCCAGACGUCGAACUUAAUAUUAUUAGUAAGACUCAAUUUAUUUUCACGAUGUUCAAUGGUCUAAAAUGCUUGCAAGUGAAAAUAAAUUGUAGCAAGUUAUGCAUUAAGUUUGGCACGUUUGAAACAAAGUUGCUCCACAGUUGAAAUUCCCAUGUGGGCCACUCGAUCUUAAUUCAUGGGUCCACCCAAAUUAGACAUGUUGAACUUAAUUGAAUCAAUUGUCAAUCUUUUCAUGUACAACCCUUUAAGCCCCAAUAUCCACAAGCAAAUUCUCCAAACUGAUCUUUAUAACUUUUUAAGUUUGCAUGUUUGUGAAAAAGGCUCUAUGUAAUCAUUUAAUUAAUUCUCAUAACCUAAUCUCUUGACAUUGUACAGAUAUCAUUAGGAGAAAAUUGAUGUUGGUCACUAUUGGAACUUAAAGGGUUAAUUGAAGGGAUUAGAUUCAGUACAUGAAAAGAUCAAUGUUUGAACUGGGCCUAAGGAACAUUAAUUUUGCCUUGGAGAUGUUGUUCAGAAAAAAUAUUCCCAAAGGUGUAAUGCUGCGGUGUUGAACACUUUCUGGGAAACUUUACCUUACCUAUAUUUUUUUAUUAUUUGCUCAGCUGUAUAAUUAGGUAUCAGUAAAAUGGAUAGUGCUGGGAUUUAUACCCCACCAAUGGGGGAAUGGCAAUACACCUGUAGUAUAGAAAACCUACCACAAAGGCUUAAAAAGAACACAAUUUAAUUUUUAUUCAUGGCCGCCAUAACACUCAGUAACAGCACUCUUUGCACACUCACUCAUUUUAAGGUGGUUGAACACAGUUUUCUGGGCGGUCAGCAGUAACUUGCGUGACGGCGCGUGUUUUAAAUUAGACAGACAAACAUGGCGGUGAAAAAGUAAUGGUACACAGAAGACAAUUUCUCAAAAUCUACUCAUUAGAAUUUUGUGAUAUUUGGCAUAAUUUUUCCUUUUAUCGUAUUUUAAGUAAUGAGAACUUUAAAAAGUUGAACAGACAAAUUUUUGUGACACAUUUAAUAAUUACAGUACAAUUAAAUUAUUGAUUAUCUAAAAACCUGUCUGUUAAAAUUUGGUCUAAUAAGUUUCAAAUGGUAAUGAUUAAUUAUAGUAAGGUGUGUGCAAGUUUAUAGGAAAAUCUAAUGAGCGAAUUUUAUGUAAACUGAGAAAAAGAGAAAUUUUAAGGUUGUAUUCAAUCGUUCACUACUACAAAUUUUUGUGACACAUUUAAUAAUUACAGUACAAUUAAAUUAUUGAUUAUCUAAAAACCUGUCUGUUAAAAUUUGGUCUAAUAAGUUUCAAAUGGUAAUGAUUAAUUAUAGUAAGGUGUGUGCAAGUUUAUAGGAAAAUCUAAUGAGCGAAUUUUAUGUAAACUGAGAAAAAGAGAAAUUUUAAGGUUGUAUUCAAUCGUUCAUGUUGCCAUGGAAACUAUGGAAAUGUCAAUUUUUACCUGUCAAUCAAAGUCUUUCAUCAGUACAUUUUUCACUUGCCAAGUUUCAGCUUGUGAGCUGCAACCUUUCUCUUGCCAUGAUUUGGCAAAUGACAUAUAAUCACAAACUGCCAAAACUGUGUUCAGCCACCUUAAUACGUCUCAGAUGCCAUUCCAGGAUGUGAGUAAUGGAAAACCGCUGUACACACAACACCUUGUAAUGCUUCAUGAUGUUUAGAUAAACAUCAUUGCCUUAGGUCUCGUGAGUAACUUUACUAUGCUAAUGUAUGCUAAAAUUUGUAUUUGUAGACAAGAUGUCAAGAAAGGAGAAGCAAACACAAUUGUGACAUCAUACAACAGAAAUUUCACAGGCCGAAAUGAUGCCAAUCCUGCAACUCAUGCCUUUGUAACUUCACCAGAGGUACGUCAAACAACUUCCUGCAUGCAGGGUGGCAAAAAGGUCUAGAUUUAUAAUCCCAUGCAUUUUUGUCGCUUAAAUCAAGGUCAUAGAUUGAUGGUUUGACAACCUGUGUGAAAAGCAAUCAUUGCACAAAUUGAGUUGUGUAGUACGGCAUCAAACACUGGCUAUUGACCUGACUGGUCAAUCAAGUUAUGAUAUUUUUGCUUGUUUGUCAGUGUUAUUUUCAAGUGUCACAGCCAUUAUGUUAGAGUCUAAAAACAACUUUACAAUUGCAAAUUACACUUGUAGAUGUUUAAUUAAAUAUUAUUGAUCCCAGGACAGCCAUAUAAAUUCAACCUACUAAUGCCAUGUAACUCUUGUGCUCGACCCAUUUUAUAGUAGUGUAAAAGAAAGCUCUGGUGAACACUUGAAAAUUAAUGUUUCAAUAAAUUUUGUCACUUUUCAGAGAAAUAUUUGUUAUUUGAUUGAAAUUUUUUGUCAGUAAGCAGUUAACAUAUUCUCUAGAAUUAGCCCUCUCUGAUGCAUUAUAUUGUAUGCUGUAAUCUUUUACCAGUUUGUUUGACAAUGUAUUGAUGUUGAAAGGAGAAUUAUGUACGUUGGCUAGCCUGCAAAUAGGCUCACUUGGGCAAAUUAGGAGAAAAGUUUGGCGGCAGAGCCACCAUCCAGUAAGGAAAACCCGAAUUCACACAAGUGAGCCUGUUUGCAAGCUAUACAAUGGUCAUUCUCUGAUUAUCUUGAUAGAUGGUUACAGCACUGUCCAUUGCUGGUGAACUGGACUUUAACCCUCAGACAGAUUCAUUAACUGGCACAGAUGGUAAGAACAAAUUAAAUAUAUGUUGCAGAUAAUUUUUUAAUUUAUUUGUAGAAUGAUCAAAUCACCAUUUUUUUGGUUAAAUUCAAAGUUGAAAUAAUGGUGUAUUGUUUUUAAAUUUAUUUUAUAGGUACAGAAUUUAAACUGGAGAGUCCUUAUGGAGAUGAACUACCUGAUAAGGUAAUGAGUUGUAUCUUUUUAUACAUUAACAUUGACCAAGGAAGCCCGUUUAACUGUGGUAAGUUUCAAAGGAGGCCAUAGCAAAAUGUAUAGUCCAAGACUGAUCUCCAACAGGUCCUCUAUUUAAAUUCAUUUUAAAAACGUUUUGGAGAAAGUUGAUCAGACAGAAUAAGGUUGAUAAUGUAACUAAUUCUCUACACAGUGCACAUGUGCUUUUGCUAAUGAUUUUGUUUCAAAGAAACUGGCAAAUUAGGUGAAUUUUUGACUUGUUACUUGUGUUGAUCACUUUGAUGUGAAUCAGGCUCAAAUAUUCCUUAAAAUUGUUGCAGGGCUUUGAUCCUGGCGAGGACACAUACCAGGUUGGUGAUAAAUCUUAUUUAAUACUGUAAAAUCUUGAAAUCAAAUAGCAUGAUGCAACAGUAAUGAUGAGGAGGUUUUAUUGACAAAAUUCGGACCCUAGGGUGUUGUAUGUGGAGUCAAAAGUUACCAUAGUACAACAUACAUCUUGCGAAGUAUUUUCUUUGGGGUUAUUUAACCAUAUUUAAAAAGCACAAUUCUCACCUGCAAUGAGGCAGAAUUUUAUAUGCAUUCACUCUUACUUUUGCUUUUUAUUUGCCUUGCCCACAAGGUAUUUAUUUUACCAAAAAAGUGAAAACAGAGCCUGACUGUAGCUGAAAUGUUGUUUUCAAGUGAAAAAUCUUUGGGAUUACCUUUCCACGGUUCUUUUUUCUUCCUUUUAUUCCACCACAGGAUUAAAAAUCAUUUUAUUCAUUAUUUUCAACAGGAAAUUAUCCUCUGUUGUUUUCAACUUAUGUAGCUAUGGAAUAAAAUAGCUUAGUCUUGUUGAUAAACAAAACAAUAAUUUUUCUCAUGUAUGGAUUGAUCAGUCAUCUCUAUAAACGUUUCAAAUAUAUUUCUCUACCCUAAACGUAAAUGUGCACUGUUACAAUAUAGAGAGUACUUGGUAUAAACUUAUGAAUAAAAUGUGAAUGACAAGAACAUGAGGUGAAGGUUGCGCAGGCAUGCCAGCCUCAUUUUUUGGAGGCCCAAAUCGUCUCCAAAAAAAAACAAGCAGUGGGUCAUCUUCCACUCAAAAUCAAAUUGUUCUUUUAUGAUUGACCUCGUUCUUUACUCUACAGGCCCCACCAGCUGAUGGCUCAUCAGUAUCAGUGGAUGUAAAUCCUCAAAGGUAAGGCUUUCUUGAUCUUGGAUGGUGACUGCAUACUGAGGAUGAGUUCAACCAACAUAAUUAACCUAUCCAUUAAAUGAGGUUAAAUAAAUAUUUAUUUAACAGAGUUAACAACAAAGGGCGCGAGCGUGGUCAGCGGGCAGUCCUUUGGCUCAAGCGCGGUCAGCCUUGCUUGCAUCGUCUCCAUGUGCUCAUUACAGUGUUUUCGUGGCGGCCAUUCUCUUCGUUUAGCCUUUGGAUCAUUCUUUUACCCCCAUCCCUCCCUCCCUUAAUUCUUCCACUGUUAAAUCAGUGUGACAGGUGCCUGGUUCCAUUGGCGUGAGGGCUCAUGGCUGGAGGGCGCGGGUUUGCCAGCCAUGGGGGCGUAACUCUGUCUAGGGGCUGGCUGUGCCAAAGGUGGAAGCCCCUGGGCAUCCCGGGCACCCACCUCCACUCAGCGACACAGUUGUUAACUAAACACUAAGAAGAUGUCUUUAGUUUUAGUUUGUAGAGUGAGAUGUGCGAGAGUUGUUAAUGGUCACAUGUGCCAGUGAGUUAAGUGUGAUGGGAGAGGCCCCCCAAAAAGUCUUUCUUUUUCUUGCUUCAUGUGGCUUCUCCACUCAUUGCACCCCUCUUACUUUGAAGAAAAGUAAGAGACUGUUCGUAGUCUAUAUAACUAUGACAGUGGUGUUAUGAAUAACUGCCACCCUCCUCAACUUUGUGUGUCUUGCCCUGUUAGACACACUAGUUUUUCCACCCCAUACCAUCCCUGACCAUUCUGGGUCUAAAUACCAACUUCUUGGACAGAAAUCAAGGUACUGAAUUACCUACUGAAGGGUUUUUCCGUGUUUUAGGUAUUAAUAAUAUUGUAGUUUAUAAGUUGUUUCUCCCAAUCGAAAAUAAUAGGACAGAGUAGGAGAUGUCCAGCCUAGCCCUUGGGAUUUGUGAAUUUCACCAAAAUUAUACUACCGAAACAGGUAGACCGUUUUUUCGCAGACGUACGUAACAGUUGCCGUUAGCGACAAAGGUGAUCGUUUUUGGUCACGUGGCUAAAGAGAUGUUAGCUCCAAAGGCAAACGCACGUGAUAACAUUCCUUCGCAUUUCUUUCCUCGCGCUUUGGCUGUCUAUCGUCGCUUAUCCGCUUUCGUUUAGUAAUUCAACAUGAUCCAGCUAAAAGUGUUCUAUAGUAUUUCUUUAGCUAUAAUCGAAUCGACUAUCACACAUCCAAAGCUAUCGUCUACGCCUUUACCACGGACAUAAGACCUUCCUUGUUUGUUUAUGGAAAAGCCCGCCAUCGUUUAAUUCUCAGGAAUGUGAAGGAAUGCGAUCACGUGUGCUUACAUUUGAGGCGUCAGGGAUAAAUCACGUGCGCUUAGUUCAAAUAUGUUUCUCUGCAGAGGCAACUGUUUCGCGCGUCUGCGAAAAAACAGUCUACCUCUUUCGGUAGUAUUUUUCAAUUGGAAUUUGGUUUCCGGAGAGUUCCUCAAACUUUUAUUCAGUGUUGUCAAGAGAGAAUUCAAUAGUUGCCCUUAUGAUAUUUUGCAUGGCUUGCUUUGAGUCAUUCACCCAUGGACUUGAUAACAUUUCAUGUGGACGUCUCUGGAAUCAGACUUCCCUUUAAUUACAACCUCUAAAUAACUUGAGUGAAAUUAACAUAUCCUGACCAACGCCCGAAAAUUCCACCUCCGUCCCAUUAUUGUCUCGUUUCUCUCUGUUCCUGUAGCAACCGGCUUCAACUUCUGUCUCCCUUUGAUAAAUGGGAUGGGAAAGACCUUCAGGAUAUGACCGUCUUGCUCAAGGUAAUUAUAGACUGCAAAACAGUCGGUUUUUUUCUCAAAAUCAGUAAAGAAAUCGGUAAAGCGUGGCGUAAGAGUCUUACGCGCGCGAAACGCGCGAGCCUCACACGCCCGUAGGGCGUGUGAGGCGAGAGAAAAAUUUUCAGCGUCUCUCCCCAGUCUCGCUCUCUGUUUUCAGCCUCAUUCCAGACCUUUUAUUGACUUCUCGCGCGCACUUGAAUACGCAAAAAUACGGACUGUUUUGCAGUCUAAGGUAAUUAUUGCAAUUGUUACAAUUGGUCUGACAAGGAUAAUAAAUCGCAGGGAUAUAAGUGAGCGAGACUUAAACCAGCAAGUGUUGCCCUUUAAUUUUUCACAAACGUGCCAUCCAAAAAAGAUAGAAAAGUUGUAGUGUAUUCAAUCCUGCAAAUAGGUAAAUGUAGCUCAGCCUUUUACAGUGUGUUAUCAUGUAAGGUAGUCCUUGCUUUUAUCAAAUUGGUAGAAGUGUGCACUGAUUUGUUGUUUGUUGGUUUGGUUGUUAUUAAUAGUAGAGCCAAUUGCAAAGUUUUACUGUAAGGAUCCAAAGAGUUCUGUACACCCGGGGCGUCCUGUGUGUACAUUUUAAGAUUUCCUUGUCGCAGACACCCUAAAGGGAGAAGUUAGCCUGCCAGGGGCCACUAAAGCACAGCCUAGUGAUGUCUUAAUACAUUCACAUUUUAUUUACUUAUUUCUUUACCAGGUAAAAGGAAAGUGUACCACAGAUCACAUCAGGUAGGAACACACUCUUACCAUAGUACCGGCACCUUCUUUUGUGUCACGCAUUCAUGUCACACAACCGGGAUUGCAUGACACAGGAAGAUUGCCUGACAGAAAGGGAAGAAUAAAACAAAGAUCAGGGGAGUGCCUUGAGAGGAAAUUUAACAUUAUUUUUUCCUCAAGUGUCUCAAGCUAAAAUCCUUUCCUACGCUGUUCAGGAAAAGAAACAUUUGUUCAACUGCAGUGUUUAAGACAAACAAAAAAGUAGUGUGAACUACUUGAUUAGGAGAAAAAGAAAAAUAUUCGAUGUUUGCCAUCCAAAAUGUCUGAGUUCUGUUAACUUAGAAUGUGUUUGUGUUGUAUAGUGCUGCAGGUCCAUGGCUCAAAUACAGAGGACAUCUGGAUAAUAUUUCCAAUAACAUGUUUAUUGGGUAAGUAUAGAUGGUAACCAGCCUGCUAAUGGCAGUAGUAUAGCACAAUUUUACGCUGUUUGAUGACUUUGUUAUCGUUAUUGUUAUCGUUCAACUCUGUUUACCAGACAUCAGCCCCAGUGUCUUGCUUAUACUGUAAGGGAUUUGAAUGAUUAAAGUGAUUAGAGAAUGUUUCUCCAACAGAGCUAUCAACAGCGAGAAUGACAAGGCAAACCAUGUCAAGAAUCAGGUGACUGGGGAGUACGGGGCAGUUCCUGACACUGCAAGAUACUACAAGGUACGCGGUCAAACUUGAACUAACCUCUUGUCAAUUGUGUUCAAUCGAAGAGUCAGCCAAUGGAAAAGCAAGACAUUUGUUGAUCUGGAAAUAACUAGAAAACGUAAAAAUAGUACAUGACCUUAUCUUAAUGAGAUUCCCACGCAUUUUAUUCGUGAGAUAAAGAAAAAACGCAACUUUAUGGGACUCCCCUGCGAAAUAAAGGAGUAACCGGUGCUCCUUAUACCUGGUAACAUUAGUGGUAACGCUGUUUGUUUCACAAAUGCUAACGGCAAUGACGAUAUUAUAGAAGUACCCUUGUGGCUUGAUCAUUUGCAUAAAAUACAUUUAAUGUUGAAAACUAUGAAGUGGUUGUUUUUUUUCUUUACUGCUAUCCAGGCCAAUGGUAUCAAAUGGGUUGUAGUUGGAGAUGAGAAUUAUGGUGAAGGCAGCAGUAGAGAACAUGCUGCUCUUGAACCGAGACAUCUAGGAGGAAGGGCGAUCAUCGUCAAGAGUUUUGCACGUAUUCACGGUAUGUUUAUUCACCCAGGGUUCUGGUAAUAGUUUUUUGAACUAAGUGUUAUUCAGGGUGGUUACCCUACGCUCGUCUCCUCCCAGUUACAGACCCCUAUUUUUCCGUGGGAUAUUCGAAGUCGAUCGCCGAAUUCGCAGAGGUAAUGCUACUGCAGUUAACUGUCCCUAAGUCAGACUGCUCUGAGACCAGCACCAUGUGUCCAUCUUAGAGAGAUAAAGAGUGAACUAAAAACGAGUGGAGACAUGCAGGAAACAACUGUAGAUGACCUUCUUAGAGAGAUGUCCAUCCUAAAAAGUGUCAACUAAAAGGAGUAAAGUUAGGCAGGGGCCAACUCCAGGCAUCCGUCCUAGAGACAAAUGAAAGGAGUAAUGAAAGGCAGGGACCAACUCUAGACUCCGUGUUAGCGAGGUGCCAGUCUAAUAGAGGAUGGACUGUAUCUUGAUUUCUUAUGAGAAGAGUACAGUGUCCAUUGAGACAAGGAUGGGAGGAAAUAUGGUUGACCCCUGUACACUCGAGCAUUAUUUUUUUUGUCACCCCUAAGUCAAACUCGGAACAAUAACAUAGAAAGUAAAGGACUUUGAACCGUCUUUUAUCAUUAUCUAUCCAAGCGUUUUUAUUUUGUUCCAUUGUUUUCUCUGGCCUUUUUGUCCUAUAAAGACAAGUUAAAGAUGCGUUCACCGUCUCAAAAUUUUGGUUGUAAGCAAAAACUACAGGACAAGCAUAACUGGUUUCAUUUGGCAGCAUUAAUUUUCGCGUCUUUGAAACUGGGUUAUACUUAGCCUCCCCGCAGACGUCCUUUGGAGAAAUGAAUGCGUGACAAACGAACCCCAAAGGACGUCUGCGGGGAGGCUAGGUUAUAAUUGGUUAGGUCUGCACUUCAUAGUAUGAUAUGAACUAUUUCUUAUUGUUUCCCUACAGAAACAAAUUUGAAGAAGCAAGGUAAGAUUUGUGCCUCUUUUAGUAAAAACUUGAUUUUCUCUUUGACAAAUGUGAGCUUUCCAGUAAUUAAUCAUGAAGCGAACACAAAGGAAUUUACCACUGUGUAGGAAGAUUGGAUUACGGGUACUAAGUGCCAUGAUAUAUUUAGACUUCUAGCUUUGAACAGGGCCAGAAUUGUUGUUGUUUUAAGGAGCAAACACUUGAUCUUAGAAUAAAAAACACUUGGUCUUAAAAGAACCCAGCUGCGCCUUUUUGCGCGACCCCGAACUUCUUGCGAUUGGAUAGCGGUUGAAACAUGUGUCUCGUGUGAUAUAUUACCGGUACUUAACCAUGCAGUGGAUAACACAUUUGAGUUUGUUGCCCCAGACUGGGUAGUGAUUUCAUAAAUGUGGAACGUUUCCGUAGACUACAAGCAGUCUUUUUUUAUUAUUAGUCCGUCGAGCGAAACGCGCGGAAGACGAAAAAUGCAACCCGUCGAGCAGCUAAUCGCACGCGCGUGAACUGCCGCCCUCGCGUUUUACGCGCGCGUGCACUUCCCUCACUAAAUUGGUACGAAAAGAGAGACUGCUUGCAGUCUACUUUUUUCACCUCUGUACCGACUGCACUGAUCUAGCGUGUUUUUCUUCGGCAGGUCUUCUACCUUUGACAUUUGCUAACUCGUCUGACUAUGACAAGAUUCUACCUGAUGACAAGCUCUCACUUAUGGGGCUAAAAGACCUUGCUCCUGCAAAGGUAUUUUGGCUAACACUCAGGGGCACCCAACGAGAAUAUAGUUCAAAACCUCUUAAACAUAGCACUGUUAAACGUUUUUUAGUAUAUAGGCAUAUUUUUAUCCGCUAAAAAGUUUUCAUCUGUUCGGAUUUCCUAGCUGAAAGUCUAGUGAUCCGAAAAUUACAGGGAUCAACACUUACCUUCUCGAAAAUUUCAGCCAGAAAAAAGGUUCCGGAAAAUUCUAGGUGACCUUUGUAGGGUAAAAACCCGUUAAAAAUGGGCAAUUAUACCAUUUUUUAGAUGCUCGAAAAUCCUAGGAGAGGCAGACAAGCAAUAAUUUUACAACAAAUGUUCCGAAAAUUCUAGAUCUCAAAUCGUUUUCCGAACAGAUAUUUUCCGAAAAUUGACGUCGGAUGCCCCCGAACACUAUCUUUUAAAGGCAGACUCGUACAUAGUCGCUAUUUAUGAGUCUAGGAGAAAGGCUUGGAAGGGGGAAGACUGGAUUUCAUUGAAGCAUGCUGGGAGUCAUGGGAACGCUCUGCGCGCCUUAUUGUAAACCCAAUCCUCUCUCAUCCCGAAAACUCACAAAAAGUGACUGGGUAUGCGUCUAUCGUAAUGGGGCAGUUUGAACAAGAUUUAUGCAUUAAAUGCAGCAAAAGUGUUGACACGAAUGGAAUUUAAACAGGUGGCUAUACGUAAGUUACUAUGCUUAAAAUAAAACUGAUCUAUUAACGACCCGUAGGAAAGAAGUGAACUCAAAACUUGAAACGCGGGGCCGAUAUUCCCUCUGUUAUAUUUGGCAAAAAUCGUUCAAGGUAAAAACUUUCGAGUUUUACUCACUUUUGCAGUGGUUUUAUCUUUAUUUCAUUUAUUUUGAUUUCAAAUCGAACUCGCGUUGCGCACUCUACCGAGUUUAAAGUAACCCGUAUGAUUUCAGACCAAAUUGCACUCCACUCAGUUCAAAUUACCAUUAUAACCUUCAGGGUAUCUUGUGUAUGCAGACGUGUGUGCAACCUUUGAGUUAGAAUAAUUUUCUCCCUUGUUUUAACACGUCUUUACCAUCUUCUCAGGACUAUUAUUUUCCUUUUCUUUUGUCUUUCAGCCUGUUAAGUGUGUGGUGAAACACGCAAAUGGAAGGCAAGAUGAAAUGCAGUUGAAUCACACUAUGAACGAGACCCAAAUUGAGUGGUUCAGAGCCGGCUCUGCCCUCAACAGAAUGGCAGAAAUGUCUUCAAAGUAGAACGAGCUCCUCCUCGUCUUCAUCCCACUUCUUGGUACCCUUUGUUCCGCGUCAUCUCCGCUUCAUAGAGCAAUGACAGAAAAUCAGUGAUAAAGUAACGAGUUUUUCACGAACAGUUCCUCAGACGCCAAUGCAAUGUUGCGCAUUAUAUUGUGGUUUUAAUUGUGAUACGACGAACAGUUAUCCUCGUGUCCUCUUCUUUCCAAUGAAUGUACAAUAAAGGACAAUUUUGUUGCAAUUUCUUUUGUUCAAAAUUAUGUUCAGGAAGAUACUCUUUUAGAGGCGUGUUUUUUUUACAGAAGGUUGCAAUGGUUUGUUUUGUUAAUGAACAGCUUCAAGAGAAAGGAUAGUUGAAUAUGAUUGAUGUUGUUCAUCUUCAAUAAACAAGGACACUCUU